ACGUUAGCACCCACCUGGAAUCCAACGAGCAGGAAAUAUGACCGUUACAAAAUCUGAAACUCCCACCCUUCCAAAAUCAAAAAACAAAAGGCAGGCGUUUUUUAAAUUCAGCAAUAAUGGCAUUAGAUUUUUUCCCAAAUCUAACGCAAUAAAGUCUCCCCUUCUCACGCUCGACAUUCAGCAAUGCUUUAACACAUUUUUCCAAUCUUAUUCAUCUCGCUGCCUUCAAUCAUUCAAUGUCAGAGAGAGAAGGAAUGGCGAAGAAAGGUGCAGAAGAGGCGAAAAGCGAGGUUUUGCAGGUGGUGGAUGAAGCAGGAAGAAACCUAGAUUGCGCGAAUCAGUUAGAGCCUCAAAUUCAAACACAGCAGCAUCCGUACGCGUUUCAUGUAUCUGGACCGCGCAAUGUUCCUUCCAUAAACUGGAGAGAUCUGAUCAACUCCACCUGGAAGGAUGGGAAAUACAAAAGGACAGUAAUUGCUUGCUUCAUACAAGCAGUUUACUUGCUUGAACUGGACAGGCAAGAAAGCAGAAGCGAUGAGACCUGUCUUGCCCCUAAGUGGUGGAUACCUUUCAAGUACAAACUGGUCGAAACCCUCAUAGACGAGAGAGAUGGAUCAAUAUUCGGGGCGAUACUAGAAUGGGAUCGAGCAGCUGCUUUGGCAGAUUUUGUGCUUCUGAGGCCUAAAGGUGCACCGAGGGCUGUUCUGGUGCUGAGGGGGACUCUGCUCAAGAGCCCCACAAUUAGGCGCGACAUAGAGGAUGAUCUCCGUUUCUUGGCUUGGGAGAGCCUCAAGGGAUCGGUGAGAUUCAGCUGUGCAUUCAAGGCAUUGAGAUCCAUCUCGGAUAAGUAUGGGAGCAGCAAUGUGUGUAUUGCAGGCCACUCUUUAGGUGCUGGCUUUGCUCUCCAAGUCGGGAAAGCUCUAGCCAAAGAAGGGGUGUUUGUGGAGGCGCAUCUGUUCAAUCCUCCAUCGCUGUCACUAGCUUCGAGCCUGAGAAACAUGGGGGAGAAGGCAGGGAUGAUGUGGAAGAGGGUCAGAUCAAUGCUGCCUUCGAGUAUGGCUGAUGAUGGCGUGGAGGAGGCGACCUCAUCGGUCACGUUGGGAUCAAAGCAGUGGGUGCCUCAUUUGUAUGUGAACAACAGUGACUACAUCUGCUGCUACUAUAGUGAUCAAGUUGGGGCAGAGGAUAGUAGUGACAAGGAGAAUGCCAAGCCACCGGAGACGAGCUCACCCUGCGCGGCUAAGCUCUUCGUGUUCUCAAAGGGGAAGCAGAAGUUUCUGGAAGCGCAUGGUUUGGAGCAGUGGUGGUCGGAUGAUUUGGAGCUUCAAAUGGCUGUUAGCAACAGUAAGCUGAUCAGCAGGCAGCUUAAGUCCUUGUACAGCGUCCCACCGCCAACGCAGCAGUCGCCGGCCAAAAAACCGGCGGUCCCGACGACCGCCGUGAAACUGUGAUUAACUUUUUUUUUUUAUUUUCAAGAAUUUGAUCAUACAAGCUCAAGUUCCUCAAAGGGAACUGAGAAAUGAAAAGUUGUGUUGCAUGAUCUGAUGAUUAUCACACAUUGUUUUUUCUGGUUAUUUGUGUAACAAUAGUUUAUUCGUUUCAUUAUAUAAAUUCCUUUUUCUUUUUA
Salvia miltiorrhiza (redroot sage) is the source of this 1627-nucleotide messenger RNA. Its product is annotated as GDSL esterase/lipase At4g10955-like. The transcript has 2 exons. Bases 237 to 1451 code for a protein of 404 amino acids. The record is from RefSeq and is a predicted model, not a curated record. NCBI's taxonomy places the organism in Eukaryota, Viridiplantae, Streptophyta, Magnoliopsida, Lamiales, Lamiaceae.